AUGGAUUCGUCAUGGUUACAAUAUGCUGAUCCGACUGAAGCACGAGACUUGACCAUUGAUGCAGCUCAAGCACUGGGCAAGGCACUCAAAGGGGGAGGCUCAUCCUCUCGCAAUAUUCCUUUCCAGAAAUUGAAGGCUCUUCUAGACAGUAGGAGCGACCGGGAUAUUCUCGAUGGCAUGAAACGAGUCAUCUCGAUGAUGUAUCAAAACACGCCAUGCCUACCAUAUUUCUCAUCAGUGGUCAAAAAUGUGGCCAAUCCCAACCUCGAAGUCAAGAAGCUGGUGUACAUCUAUCUUCUACACUACGCCGAAUCCGACCCAGACCUAGCUCUUCUAUCCGUCAAUGCGAUCCAGAAGUCUCUUACGGAUCAGAACCCUCAAAUUCGAGCCCUGGCAUUACGGACCAUGGCUGGCAUGAGAGUCCCAGUCAUCAGCCAGAUUGUUUCCCUAGCCAUCAAGCGAGGCGCUGGAGACAUGAGUCCACAUGUACGAAAGGCUGCGGCACUUGCCAUUCCCAAAUGUUACAACCUCGACCCUAACACUUUACCUCAACUGCUCGACUAUCUCUCGGUACUACUCGGUGACAAACAGUACUUCGUUGUUGGUCCUGCUGUGCAAUCUUUCCUCGAACUAUGCCCGGAGCGGAUCGACCUCAUCCAUAAACACUACCGAAGUCUAACAAAGAAACUUGUUGACAUGGACGAAUGGAGUCAAUUGGCAACUUUGAGACUGUUACUCUUCUACGGCCGGCGAUCCUUUCCGCAGCGGACACAAAGAGUGACGAAGGUCAACAAGAAAGGCUUUUACGAGGACGAGGCUGAUCAGACCGUCGAGACAGACGAAGUUGUUCAGGUCCUCGAUCCGGACCUGGAACUCUUCCUCAACGCCUGCAGACCACUUCUCUCGAGCCGGAGUCCAGCCGUCAUCGUCUCGAUUGUCAGUUGUUUCCUAUACUUGGGCACACGGACAUAUCUUGAAGAAGCUGUGGGACCACUGAUCGGACUUUUGCGAGGGCCAACAGAAGUGGAAGAGGUGGCACUGUGCAACAUUGUGUUGGUAUCUUUGACAGCACCGGAGCUGUUCGUACCUUACGCCUCACACUUUCUCCUCCGGGCGCUGGACUCACCACAGAUGUGCAAGUUGAAAAUUGAGCUUCUGACGCUCAUUUACCCACAUGCGGCUUUACAUCUCAAGUCAAUCAUCUUGAGUGAACUACAGCACUUCUCACACAGCUCUGAUAUUGGACUCAUUCGAGAAUCUGUACGAGCAAUAGGUCGUUGCGCACAAUCGGACCCGAACAAUGCACAUCGGUGUUUCCGCGUGCUCCUGAAUCAGAUAUCGAGCUUCGACAAUGUGCUAGUUUCGGAAGUGCUGACAGUCAUGCGUCAUCUGAUCCAACAAGAUCCGAAGUCUCACAGAAAGACUGUUGUGCGAUUGGCCAGGAACUUAGACAAGACCACAAGUCCGGAAGCUCGAGCGACGAUAAUUUGGCUUGUGGGAGAGUUUGCAAGUCUAGAUCCAGAUAAUGAUAUCGCACCAGAUGUGCUGCGAAUUCUCGCCAAAGGUUUUGCGGAGGAAAGCGAGACUGCCAAACAACAGAUCGUCCUUUUGGCGGCUAAAGUGUAUUUGUUGUUUUUGCAGAAGCAGAGGUCCGAAGAUGAUGGUGAUGCAUCACAAGACAACGGAGGCGAUCACGUUCAAUCGACCUCUCUGGACCAUCUAAUAACGAAACUAUGGGACUAUAUCCAACUACUCGCACGAUACGACACGUCUUAUGAUCUGCGAGACCGAGCACGGUUAUUCAAAGCCUUGCUAGCGAAUUCUCAAUCGACCCAGCUGGCAGCGCUUCUCCUUCUGGCUCCCAAGCCGGUUCCUCACUCACCGUCACCUUCGGAAAGUCGCAAGGGGUUGUUGUUAGGGAGCACGACUCUCGUCCUUGGAAAAGAUGUCGCGGGUGUCCUGGGUCUUCCCGGCUACCAGGAACUUCCUGAGUGGGUAUCUGAUGGCCUUGAGCCAGAUCCAAAGCUCAGAGAUGGUGAUGGCGGAGAGAAGGAAGAAUAUGUGCCCCUUGCGGCGCGAACGACAGCAUCUGUCUCAGCCAGCAAGAGGCUUGCAGAGGCCGUAAAGGAACGGGGUCUGGAAGAUGUUGUUGCUGCAGGUUCGACGAAGACUGCCAAACCCAGAACUCUAGACGACUGGUUGGCUGAGAGUGAGGGUGAAGAGGAAGAGACGGAAGAAGAGACGGAAAGCGGAGAGUCGGGGGAGGAAAGCGAAGAAGAAGAGACGGAUGCAGAGAGCGCAGAUGAUGAGGAGAAAGAAUCGAGGAGAGGGCUCAUUAGUUAG
This is a messenger RNA of Exophiala viscosa, 2343 nucleotides long. Its product is annotated as adaptin N terminal region-domain-containing protein. NCBI's taxonomy places the organism in Eukaryota, Fungi, Ascomycota, Eurotiomycetes, Chaetothyriales, Herpotrichiellaceae. Gene Ontology annotation, biological process: vesicle-mediated transport; intracellular protein transport. Gene Ontology annotation, cellular component: membrane coat. The record is from RefSeq and is a predicted model, not a curated record. The transcript has 2 exons. The coding region runs from base 1 to 2343 and encodes 780 amino acids.